GGCUCCAAGCCGCCGCCGAUGAAAACAACCUCGUCGACCUAUACGAACCAAUACGAACCACUACGAACUGCCGAAAAGAGUCUACCAUGUCCGAAGAUUACCGCGCUGGGACAUGACAUGUAUGGCUGUUCGGUACGGUCGUACGGUUGUUUAGUUCAGUGUCGUAGCAGCAACAUAUGCAGAAAUAAAUUGAGACAUGGAGUGGGUUGGCUGCAUAGUUGUGGUGGACUGUGGGGCUGUCUUGGGCACCUACCAAGGGAAGAUCGUGAGCGUGGACCCUCAGAAGCAGCUGAUUGUCCUGGCUAAGGCUACACGAAAUGGAGCUACUUGUUCCUCUCCGGAUGUCACGAUAAGUGCUCAAGAUAUUGUGGACCUCAAUAUCAUAGAAGCUUCCGAAGAGACCAGUUCUAAUGGCUCAACAGUGAAUGCCCAAAGCGGAUCAUCAUUGCACACCAAUGCAGAUGCAGAUGGGAGCAGGAAAGAAUCAAGAAAGAAGCAGACGUCGACUCCAAAAAAAUGUGAGAGCAACAGUCGUAAAAAUGCAGCCAUGCGUGAACGAGAUGAAGCAUGCUUCAGUACCCCAGUUGACAGUGAUGUGUUGGAGAAGGACUUUGAUUUUGAGAAGAACUUGGCACUGUUUGACAAGCGAGCCGUAUUCAACGAAAUUGAGGCGACAAUGCUGCGACCAGGACCUCAAUCUGUGCCCAAGUAUAGAUGCGAUGAGAACGUCCUCGGCGGGGGAGAACCUACAGUUCUACGUCAGAUAACCGUGCCCUGUCCUUGUGAUUUAGAGUAUGUUACAGACACUGGUCUAGUGGUGCCAAGCGUAACAGUAGAGCUCAGAGAUGGCAUUGUAGAAGCCUGUGAAAGAUUUGGAUACUUGUGGCCUCGGCAGCUGGAGAUGCUGGGCCGUGCAUCAGCAGAAAUGGUCAUACAACUGCUUGGAGGAUGCCAUCGCUUAGAUCCUCAGAACAGUCACCAGCGUCCAACAGUGUUAGUUGUCUGUGGUGCACAUCGCCAGGGCACCCAAGUCAUUUGCUGUGGGCGACACCUGGCCAAUCACGGCAUUAGGGUGAUACUCCUCGCUGCUUCUGUCCAGUCGAGCGUCUUUGCGACAGAGUUGUCGCUCUUUAAGCUCAGUGGCGGAAAAGUGCUCCAAGCAGUUGCAGACCUGGCAAACUACACAGUGGACAUAGUCCUUUCUGGCCUAGAUGGUCCUGCAGAGGCUCUGGAGCCAGUAUGGACAGCACUCAUCUGUGCCUGGGUGCGUCAGAGCAAGGCAUCGGUGCUAGUUGUGGACCCUCCCGCAGAUCGAGCUCCUACCUUGUGCCCAAAGUGGGUCCUUAUGCCUCUUCUUCCCUUGGCCAUAAGGAAAGAUGUGGCGUCUUCUGCUGGGCUCUACCUCUGUGACAUUGGAGUGCCCAAAGCUGCCUUUAAGGAACUUGGGGUACAGUACGCGUCUCCUUUUGGGUCCAAGUUUGUUAUUCCAUUGCACGCUCGGACAGCCUCGUAGGACAGUUGGACCUUGGUUAUACGUGGUGAGAUGUGCCAUGUUGCGAAAACACCCAUCAAAUGGAGAAAUUGAUCUGAAGCAAGUAGUGAUGUCACAAACUUUUCUCUAACGUAAGGUUUGCAGUUGAACCCGCUGGUUUCGUGCGACCAACUUUCAAAUUUCUUGACAUAUUCGUAGACUUCUAAUCAACAGUUAGAAAUACUGUUAUUGAUAUAGCUUUUUUUAUAACUGACAAAAUUGAGUUAUGCCAGUAUCUUCACUCCUAGCUUCGUGUCUUAGAUCCGUCCGUCUGCUUGAAUUCUGGCAAAGAGUACGGGUGAAAUGAUCUGUGUUUUGUUUUGGGGAUUUUAUGCUGUGAGUACAGUGGAUCAUUAUAAAAUUUGUGAUUUACCACUUGGUACCAGCGAGACAUGCAUUGGUUUAGUGUAUUUUAAAGGGGACCGAUAUUGUAUUUGACGUAUUUCAAGUUACCUCCACUGCGAGCAUUUCUUUUAUUUGUAUUUGGUUCUUUUUCUUUUAUAGACACGGAUACAACAUGUGUAUAUGCAGUAUUUAGGGCAAGGUGGACAAACUUUGCACCAUUACAUUUUCAACUGUUAGUAUUUUGAAAUUAUGUGUGAUCCUUUUUGUUUUAUAGGUGCAGGUUAAGCAUGUGUAUGUGCCAACACGUAGCUGGCUUGUUUUGGUUUAGACAGAGUUUAUGUGCAUGCAGUGUAGUUUUGCCGUUGUACUUGACGAACAAUGCAGUUUCAAAGGCCCCCGUGGCGCAUUAGAUAAGGGGGAAGCAAACCAACAAAAUGUUUGUCCACAAAUCACUGCAGAAAAUUCAUCAAAAUAUUUUUUUCAUAGCAAGCCUGAGAAAAAGACACCGUCAUCUAUCACAACAACGUCAGUAGGAACAGAAUUCCAUUCUGAGAACUUGUAACCAACUGUGUGACUGUGUUUCGGGUGUAGUUUGGAUGAAUGGUCAAGACAGUUGAAUAUGAAAUGAGCUUUGGAGACAUAUUAUAUAUUAAUUAUCUUGGAGGAGACUUGGACACAGUGUUGCCCGUAAUUUUAAAUUUAGAGGGACUCUGACCAGAAGUUUGCCAAAUUUUUCGUUUGCAUCAACGUAUUUCGAAAGGAGUGCAUGUACAGCGUCAACCAAGAAGAGCUCUUGAGAUGGAUGCUUGAAACAAACGAGUCUUUCAUGUCUUUUUCUAAAUUAAAAGAUGCUUUUGUGUGCAACUUGGACGCACCACGACCGCUUGCUAGGCAGUGUCCAUAACAGGUGUUUUCCAGGUUUUUCAUCUGGCUAACAAAAGCCCAAGUAAACCCUCUCUGAUUCACUAGGUAGAGUUAGAGCAUCAUAUUACACACAAAUUUGUGGCAGCAUUUUGACUCAUAAAUGACGUGCUUCUGAAUUUGGGAAAGGGAUAGACGCACAGUGCAAUCAAACCUUGGCAAAUUUUUUUUCAGUUUCCUGAAUGAAAGUUGGAAUUUUGCGAAUUCAAACCUUGGACAGAUUCGUGAUAUUACUAGAAAAAAGUCUGUAGGAAUUGGUGUUGUGCAAGGACUGCUGCCAGUGCGACUGAAGAGGCUUGGUUGGAAAGGUAUUGAAAAUUUCUCGUUUAUGUAUAAGAGUGAUUUCGAAGUAAUCACUUCUAAAAGCCACACUGUUGUAAUAGCAGAAUGGAUACAUUCUGCUGUCCCAGAAGAUAGUGUUUGCAAAAAGUAUACUUCCAAUGAUGCACCGUUUGUAACUAUCGCAUUUUAAAAACCUCACUAGUAUAUUUUAAAAGCAAUAAAACUGCAGUCCAGGGGACAUGAAAGGAUGAGACUUGGGGUUUCACCACUUUUAAAAUGUACCAGCGAACAGCCCGGUUUUUAUAGUUUUUUUAACCUUCUCUCUAAUUUUUCUUAUGGAUAAAAAUGCUGCAAGUUGUGCGUGUUUAAUCUAUUUAUUUCAUGCUGUAAAGCUGCUAUACAGUUUUAUUGAGGAUGAUGUUAAUUGAGCAUAGAAGCACAGUUUUAUGCAUGUUUCAUUGAUCGAAAAUUUUUAUUAAUUGAAGUUGAAAAUCUGGUGUCGAGGUACCUUUCUCUAGUAUUUGUAUCUUGCUACAGAAGUAUGCUCAUUCCCUGCAUGUGUGCAUUGCAUAAAUGAGAAUGUGAACUACUGUGGUAGCGUCUGAAAAGUUUUGAGUCUUAUCAGCUGUUUAUUCCAAGUUUUGUGUUCAACAAUAGAACAUCGAAUUUCUUUUGUAGGGUAUGUGUUCAGAAACAAGUUUGCCUAAUAAAUGUAAUAGACUCAUA
Molecule: messenger RNA, 3805 nt
Organism: Ornithodoros turicata
Lineage: Eukaryota; Metazoa; Arthropoda; Arachnida; Ixodida; Argasidae
Gene: Edc3
Product: enhancer of mRNA-decapping protein 3-like
Exons: 7
Coding region: 197-1513 (438 amino acids)
Biological process (GO): P-body assembly; deadenylation-independent decapping of nuclear-transcribed mRNA
Cellular component (GO): P-body
Molecular function (GO): mRNA binding
Source: RefSeq, a predicted model, not a curated record